AMAGUCAGUCGAGUCAGUCGUACUGUCGAACACCAUGAAGCUCUCGUUCGUUGUUCUCGUGAUAUUUGGCGUCGUCUCCUUCAGUGGAGCAGUUCCCGUUGAAGACCAACCAGAAACUCCCUUGCAAACUGAAGAUGAUGUUCCAGCUGAUGAGGAACAAACUGAAGGUGCAGAAGAAYUCCAGAACGAGGAGUUUGAGGACGAUAACAGCAUCCCAGACGAACAAUUUGAUCCAAAAGGAGAACUGGAAGACCCGAAAGACAAACAAGAUCUAGAAACGUCAGACGAAGAUAAAGUUGAGGAUCCUAAAAAAUCUCUCAAARGCAGGCGUCGUCGCAGAGGAGGAAUAAGAGUAUACUUUAACCGUCGACGUUGCAGUCGCUUCAAUCUKGGGUAUUCGAAUCGUUUUGGAAUAUACGCGUGCAGGCAUUGCAAWAGGCGUGUUUGUCGAAARGGAUUUGAUUUAARAAGCCGUAUCUAUAUACAUGGUUGUUWUAACACACGCUACAUAUUUUGCAAACARCUGGUUCCCCCGCGUCACCGACGUCCACGCAAAGUUAAAGCUCGUGAAUGAGAACAAAGCAAUCGAAUUUGCUUGAUCUACAAUAUUGACACUGAUGUAUACCAUUUAUCAAUGAUAGCUCAUCUACAUUUUUUUUCCUACAUCUUUUUUGAUAUGCAAUCACUCUGAUCCCCUCAAGCGAUCAUAAUCCUUAGCRUUAAAACAAUUGUGCGAYAGGGCAAUUGUAAAUUCAGUCAGUAAAUGCACUAAUUUAGUUAGAUUGGAUGGUACUCAAAUGACUAUCUUGUCAUUGAUGUUUUUUUAUGUAUUAAUUAAGAAUAAAACGCAUUCAUAACAAAAA
Molecule: messenger RNA, 863 nt
Organism: Exaiptasia diaphana
Lineage: Eukaryota; Metazoa; Cnidaria; Anthozoa; Actiniaria; Aiptasiidae
Exons: 4
Coding region: 35-574 (179 amino acids)
Source: RefSeq, a predicted model, not a curated record